Messenger RNA from Conger conger (European conger), 2211 nucleotides. Its product is annotated as zinc finger protein 703-like. Gene Ontology annotation, cellular component: nucleus. NCBI's taxonomy places the organism in Eukaryota, Metazoa, Chordata, Actinopteri, Anguilliformes, Congridae. The transcript is spliced from 2 exons. The record is from RefSeq and is a predicted model, not a curated record. Gene Ontology annotation, biological process: negative regulation of DNA-templated transcription. The coding region runs from base 481 to 2211 and encodes 576 amino acids.
AGGAAUGUGCGUUAAGAGGGGCAUCGCCGGGGCUGAGGGCGCUGCCUGUUUGUGUCUGCGCGCUGGGAUAUCUUAUUAUUAUUAUUCUCCUUUUACAUCACUCACCCGCCCCUCCGAGCGCAGUCUGUUCUGGGCUUUUGCUGUCGAGUCUCGUAUCGGGUAUCCGCGGCGCUACUGACGGCUGUCCUCUCUCACACGCGGGGCGGAACGGGACGAGGAACGAUGACUUAACUAAGGAGAAUUCAUUUUUUUCUUUAACCGGGCGAGUGAAGAGACAAGUCGUUUUUCCCUGUCUGUUUUGGGCUACCCAAAAAGGAUUAUUAAGAGGGACUUUUGCUUGGAUUAUUAUUAUUAUCACUUUGUUAAAAGGGAACGUAAGUAUUAUUUUUUUGUUGUUGGUUGUAUUUGCAAUGGCAUAAAUGCUUCCCGAAAUACCACCGACCGGUGCACCAGCACGAACCCCACGUCGCCUUGCUCCAAAUGAACGGUCCUGCCGGUGGAUUUAAAGCGCACCAGAAACGCAACCGGACCCCGGAGCGCGGCGACGACAACUGCGGCGGCAACUUCGCUGACCUCGGGCAGGUCGGGAUUAAAAACUCUCCGGUCUUCUUGCUGCCGCCCUCGGAUCCUAUACGCCAGGCGAAGCGGCUGCCCCUCCGGGUUCUCAAGAUGCUGACCGCCCACGCGAGCCACAUGCUUCACCCGGAGUAUCUACAGCCCCUGACCUCGGCGCCCAUCAGCAUAGAGCUGGACGCCAAAAAGAGCCCCCUGGCCCUGCUGGCUCAGACCUGCUCCCAGAUCGGGAAGCCGGACCCCCCUCCCGCGACCAAGCUGGGGCCCCUGAGCGCCAGCGGCCUGGGGGACAAGGAGGCCCCGGGACGGCCCUCGGGAUCCGCCCUGAAACUGGGAGAGCCCCGCCCCCCGCCGGAGGACAAGUGCAGCUUCAAGCCUUACUCCAAAGUGGGCGGGGAGUGUCGGAAGGAAGGGGGCGGGGUCACGGACAAAGCCGGGUUUCGGUUGGCCGGCGGAGGAGGAGGAGGCGGGGGGGGCCUGUGCGGGUCGUUCCCCUCACACGCCGUCUCUCCCAACCCCACGAAAACGACGCACUCGCCCCCCCUUCACCCGCAUUCCCCCCCCCUCGCCCCGCCGCCCCCCCUGCACACGGACCCCAAGCCCGCGCCCCCCCGCUCGGACAGCCCGCCCUCGGACUGCGGCGGGGGCGGGGCCUCCAGGAAAGAGGCGGAGCCCUGCAAGCCCAGCCCGGACGCUAACGCUAACGCCGCUAACUCCGCUAACGCCCGGGCCAGCGCUAACUCCAGCACCGGCAGCUCUGCCUCCAGCCCACACCCCGAAAGCCAGCCCCUCCAGCCCGGACACGUGGCCCCCGUCUCCCCCUACAAGCCGGCCCACCCGCUCUUCCCCCUGUCCUCCCCCUCCCCCUCCGGGAUGGGCUACCACGGCUCCAUCGUAGGGGCCUACGCCGGCUACCCCUCCCCGUUCGUCCCCGGUCUGGACCACACCAAGUCCGGCCUGGUCGCGGGGGGCGUGGGCGUAAAACACCCCAGCUCCUCCCCGCCCUCCUUCAUCCAGGGACUGUGUCGGGACCCCUACUGCCUCGCCUACCCCAACGCGGCCCACCUGGGUGGCAGCAGCUGCAGCUCCUGCGUCCACGACCCCCCCUCCUCCGCCCUGAAGUCGGGCUUCCCCCUGGCGUACCCCUCCCACCACCUGCACUCGCUGCACCCGGGCUCCCUGUCGUCGGGGGCGACCGCCGGCCUGUCCCACCCCCUCUACAGCUUCCUGCUCCCCCCGGGCGAGCCCCUCCCCCACGGCUGCAACUGGGUGUCGGCCGGCGGGCCCUGCGACAAGCGCUUUGCCUCUUCCGAGGAGCUGCUGGCUCACCUCCGCACGCACACCGCGCUGCCGGGCGCCGACGGGGCCAAGCUGCUCUCCGCCUACGCCUCCCCGGUCGCCUCCUGCCACCUGCACCUCCCCUCCCAGGCCGGCCCCGCUCCCCUGGCCUCCUCCUUCUCCCUGAGGGCCCCGCCCAGCCUGGGCCUGGCGCGCUACCACCCCUACAGCAAGGUGCACCUGCCCGCCGGGCACUCCCUGCCCCUGCACUCCCUGCCCCCGGCCUCCAGCCCCUACUACUCCCCCUACGCGCUCUACAGCCAGCGACUGGGCUCCGCGGCCGCCCUGGGGUACCCCUGA